CUCUCUCUCUCUCUCUUUCUCUCCUUCCUGCGUGGAACAUGAAUAAGCUAUACAUCGGUAACGUGAGCGCAGAGGCGAGCGAGGAGGACUUGGAAAGUGUCUUCAAGCAGUGGAAGAUUCCGCACAGUGGUCCGUUUCUGGUCAAAACUGGCUAUGCGUUCGUGGAUUGCCCCGACGAGAAGACCGCGAUGAGGGCCAUCGAUGUGCUUUCAGGUAAAGUUGAACUUCACGGGAAAGUUCUGGAAGUGGAGCAUUCUGUACCCAAGCGUCAAAGAAGCUGUAAGCUGCAGAUCAGGAACAUCCCGCCUCACAUGCAGUGGGAGGUUUUGGACGGUAUACUAGCUCAGUAUGGUGCAGUAGAGGGCUGUGAACAAGUAAACACUGAGACAGAAACGGCAGUAGUCAAUGUUCGAUAUGCAACAAAGGAYCAAGCGAGGCUAGCGAUGGAGAAGCUGAAUGGAUAUAUGAUGGAGAACUAUGCCUUGAAAGUAUCGUACAUCCCGGACGAGACGGCUACACCGGAAGGUUCCACGACAGGAGGCAGGAGAAACUUUAAUUCUCGCGGACCUCCCCGUUCGGGUUCUCCUGGCCUGGGUGCACGGCCCAAAGUGCAGUCCGACAUCCCUCUGCGCAUGCUGGUCCCCACGCAGUUCGUAGGGGCCAUCAUUGGCAAGGAGGGGGCCACUAUCCGCAACAUCACCAAACAGACCCACUCAAAAAUUGACAUCCAUAGAAAAGAGAAUGCAGGUGCAGCAGAAAAACCCAUCACAAUUCACUCCACCCCUGAAGGCUGUUCGAACGCUUGCAGAACCAUCAUGGAGAUCAUGCAGAAGGAAGCUGUCGACACAAAAUUCACGGAGGAGAUCCCAUUGAAGAUUCUUGCACACAACAACUUUGUAGGAAGGUUAAUAGGAAAAGAAGGACGCAACCUGAAGAAAAUUGAGCAGGACACAGGGACCAAGAUUACAAUCUCACCUCUUCAGGAUCUGACUCUGUACAACCCGGAGCGGACCAUCACGUUAAAGGGCUCCAUCGAGGCGUGCUCAAAUGCCGAGCAGGAAGUGAUGAAGAAAAUCAGGGAGUCGUACGAGAGCGACAUGGCUGCUAUGAAUCUCCAGUCUAACCUCAUUCCAGGCUUGAAUCUCAAUGCUCUGGGUUUGUUCCCCAGUGGAGCACCAGGCAUGGGUCCUUCCAUGUCAAACGUCCCACCUCCUGGAGCCCUCGGUGGAUGUUCCUUUGGUUGCAGUCCUUAUGGGGGCGAGGGGCCACUUUGGGCUUCUAUGCUGUCGGCGAGCAGCCAGCCCCUUGCCCAGGGACARCUGGAGUCGGAGACGGUCCACCUGUUCAUCCCUGCACUUGCAGUGGGAGCCAUCAUUGGAAAACAGGGUCAACACAUCAAACAGCUCUCACACUUUGCCGGAGCCUCAAUCAAGAUUGCUCCUGCGGAAGGAAUGGAUGCUAAGCAGAGGAUGGUCAUCAUUGUUGGACCACCAGAGGCUCAGUUUAAGGCUCAGUGUCGAAUCUUCAGCAAGCUAAAAGAAGAGAAUUUCUUUGGACCUAAGGAAGAGGUGAAGCUGGAAGCUCACAUUAAAGUUCCCUCAUUUGCUGCUGGCCGCGUCAUCGGAAAGGGCGGGAAAACGGUAAACGAGCUGCAGAACUUGACCUGCGCAGAAGUGGUGGUGCCGAGGGACCAGACGCCUGACGAGAACGACCAGGUCAUCGUGAAGAUCAGCGGACACUUCUUUGCUUGCCAGUUGGCCCAGCGAAAGAUUCAAGAAAUCCUGGCUCAGGUGAGGAGACAACAGCAGCCGAAACCAGCAGCGGGACCCCAAGCUCCGACGCCCCGCAGGAAGUAAAGAUCCAGCCGAUUCUGGAGGAAUGACGACAGACUCCUGUCACGAGACUCGACAGGUGGGACGGAUGCAGCAGAGUCCGAAGGGGAAGGAAACGACAGCGGAUCCUAACGCUCAUCUCAGGGGUCAGGUUAAUGAAACCAAACAUCCACCCCUCCCUGAAUUACUUGAUGGACUUUAAAGCGUGGCAGAAAUAAAAAGACCUUAAUGCCCGUAAAGUUCCCCCCACGUCACCUCUCUGCAUCUUCUGUGAAAUGUACUUCUGAGGGCUGCCAACAUCAACCUGCCCUCACAUGCACGCACCCCUUGACCGCUCUCCUCCCUCAUGGGUGCGUGGUUGGGUUGUGUUAAUUUUAUUUCUCUUAAUUUAGUUACUUUUUACUCAAACACAAAGAAGAAAAAAAAAGGAUCCCCCCUCCUAUCACCCACUAUGGUGUGGUAUCUUAAACAUAACGAUGUUUUGGUUAACUUCAGAUUUAAUUAUUUUUUAUUUUUUUUCGUAAUUGGUUGAAGCUUUUUGUUGGACACUUUUUGUUGUUGGGGGGAGAGGCAUUGCUAGGUCCUAGUUGGACAAAAAGAGGUUUAUUUUGGGGGAGGGUUGGCUCUGGCUGGGUGGGCCAUGUUUAGGGGCAGAUUCUUGUUUUAGGACAGGACCCCUGAGAGGGUGGAUUAUAUCGGGCAUCCUGCCCUUCUAAUGAUAGUGGCAUUUUUAAAAAUAAAUUCGGAUGCAUUUUAUAGAUAGACCUAUAUAAAUAGAUCAAUAUAUAAAUAUAAAUAUAUAUAUUUAGAGAAGGCAGCACUACGACUGACACUUUGGGAAAUUGUGCUGAACUGCUGCUGCCCAGAAAAAAAAAAUCRAUUUAAUAUGCAUUUUGUUUAACUACCUCAGGAUUUAGUACCUCAAAAGAAAAAAAUGAUUAUAUAUGGGAAAACAAAGUUCCUUUCUUUUUAUUUUGUUUUUUUUUUCUUUUGAUAUUUUGUAUACUUUAUAAAGCUGAUAGUCUUUGAACAUUUUUAUUUUUUUAAGAAAAAAUUAAAAAUUUGGUCAGCUGCCAACUGACCUUGCCUUCAACUCUGGUGCUUUAAGUGGCAGUGUACAUGCGUAUGUGUGACUUCAGAUGACCCUGUACAUAAAGUAUUUGUACAUAGCAGCCCUGGAGCAAGAGUUGGCGCCCCCUCAGCUGGCGGCUGACAGGAGAAUAUAGAGAAAAAUUGCCUCCKUUCUUUUCCCCCUGAGGGUCCACCAUUUUUAUUUAUAAAAAAACAUGGAACAGAACUGCUUCAUGCCAAUAAUGUCAACCAAACAUAUUUACAGCAAUGCCAUUUAGUUWCGCCAUUGAAAUCAUUAUUGGUACUUUUUUUAUUUUAUUUUAUUUUUUAAUUUUGUCUGAAGUUUUUCCUGCGAGGGCUGCUGCAGUAAUGGGUCCUCCCCGUAGCCGUCAGAGCAUCUUUGUUUCCCUUUUGGUCUGUUGUGGUCACUUGCCCACCAUCUUGAUGCCAUCUCGGCCAAACCAAACUUUYUUUUUUUUCCUGUUUUGAAGCCAGUGACCCGACCAUCAAGAGUCACUCCAUGGUGAGGGUAGGGGGAGUCAUAUUGAUAUGCAUUUUUCUUUUUUGCGCUUUAGGAACAUAAUUUGACCUUUGCUGUCUCUUUAUACAAAAUGUAUUUGAUUUUCGUUGCUCCUAUAGGGAAAUGUUAAAAAAAACACACAAUUGUGAAUGAAAUCCUGACUUAAGCAAAGAGAUGAAUCCAAAACUAGAAGAAGAAAAAAAAUUGAUUUCAUUUGUUUUCAUGCCGAAUGUAAAUAUAUUGAUUGUGGUAAAAGUGCUUGAGUGUAUCCAUGCUUCCACAGUAGAACGCAGUCUACCUCAGCUGAGGGGGCCGGGGGGGUGGUAGUGACUCUAAUCGCCUCGCCCCGCCCCCACUGAGUGCCAGCGCGCACCAAUACCUCAGUCCCCUGUUCACUUCUUUCUAACCUGGGCGCGCCACCAUGCUUAACUGAGGGGCACAAGUGAUACUUAAAGUGAUUACUCCUAAUUUCCUGCAUAUUUCCUUCCAACCCACCCUCCUCUUCCUCUCCUCCAGUUUGUUUUUGAUCUACCUCUUUAGACACGUAUUUGAAUUAGAGGCAUUCUUCYAUUUGUUAGUUUACUCCCCCACAUUUAUACACCCCCACAACCCCCAGAUAUAUGAAACUUUAAAAUCAUGGACUCUUUAGAAAUGAGAAUUACUGAAUGAGAUAGAAAUUUUUCAUUUGCCAGUGUUUAUCUGCAUAUAUAAAUAUACUCUUUACGGCUUUUCUGAAAUCCUCAAUGAUUUUAUUUCAUUUUUUUUUUCCUGCUUUUCUAUUUUUGGUGGUGUGGCUUACGUGUAUUUGAACUUUUUUGCCUUUUUUUUUCCUGUGAGAAAAACACAAUUGUUUUUCAUUUUGCUUUCAAUAGUUAAGACAACUUUCUUUUCCAAGAAAAAAAAAAAGAAAAAGGGCCCGACCUUUUCUAAUUUGUAAGUCUUCAAAAUAAAAGUCCUGUCUUUUCAUUUCCCCUUUUUCAUCUCUAAGAUGCUACACUCACUGAUUUUGUUAGAUUUCAUCUGUUAGCAUUUCUUGGCUGUGUAAAGUGGAACCUGCUAUUUUUUUUAAAGUGUGACACAAACUUGAGGGACUGAAUUUCUGUUUAUGGUAAAGAGAUUGUACUCCAGCAUGAUAAUCCCUCUGAACCCCUCUGUUUCUGGAACCAUGCUUGUGCCCCUUUACCCCAAACCCCCCCUUUAACACACACAGCUCCACUUGUCAAAUGCCUCUGAAUAAAAUGGAGAAAAACAAA
Austrofundulus limnaeus is the source of this 4676-nucleotide messenger RNA. It is a transcript of the gene igf2bp3, whose product is annotated as insulin-like growth factor 2 mRNA binding protein 3. Gene Ontology annotation, molecular function: RNA binding. NCBI's taxonomy places the organism in Eukaryota, Metazoa, Chordata, Actinopteri, Cyprinodontiformes, Rivulidae. The record is from RefSeq and is a predicted model, not a curated record.